This is a messenger RNA of Linum trigynum, 9507 nucleotides long. The record is from the annotation of a GenBank genome assembly. Lineage: Eukaryota; Viridiplantae; Streptophyta; Magnoliopsida; Malpighiales; Linaceae.
AUGGAGCAUUCUCAGGGCCUUGCUGUGCUGCAGUUGCUGAAGUGGGGGCCUUCUGGUUUCGAGCACAAGUUGUCUGAUUAUCGUGAAGGUUUUAUAUCUCCGACAAGGGAGCAGCUACUGUUGUUGUCUUAUCAAAAUGAGGCAUUACUGCUUCCGCUGGAUACAGGGAAUUUCCCAAGUCGAAAUAUGUCACAAGGUCUUCCAAAUCAGUCUUCUCUGGCCUUUUGUUCAGCAACAUCAAGGGAAGCCAAUAGCUUGGAUUCCAAGGAUGAUACUCCCUGCACUUCUGAUUCGGCAGUGGGUUCCGAUUCUGAUUCUUCUGGUGUCCAUAAAAGUACAAGGACUAGUUACACUUUUCUUAGCGGUGUUAACUCACAGGCUUGGGGUAUUUGUGGGGACAGUUGCAGUAAGCCUGAUAACGACUCAUUUAGAGAUCUUCUCUUCAUAUCUAACGGUCACCAAGUCGUGGUGCACGCAUUCCGUCAAAGGGAUAAAACAGUUGAAAAAGAUACCUCAGUUUCGGAAGAUCAAUCUAAACAAGGGAGGUGGGUGGAGUGGGGACCUGCUUCAACUUCAGUUCAGAACAUGGAAGCAGAGGGUUUUUUUGGCUUAUCUUCUGAGGUAACUGAUGCUAAUAUGGCUGUUAACAAGGCCCAUGAAAAUGGUGAAGAAGCAGAACAUCUAUGUACAGAAAAUGUGGUUCACGAGUCUUCGGCAGGUAUUGCGUCAAAAAAAUGGUUGUGUUCCUUCUACACCAAAGCUGAGACUGCUGAAUCUGACGGAAAACUAUGGACCAGGUUUCCCGAGAGGGGUUCAUUUCCUAAUUCAGCUGAAGUUGUUUCAUUUCGCCUUUUUGGUAGUGAUUCGUCACUUCUAAACUUUGUUACUCAUGGGAGUUUGAGUGAUACUGUUGUAGGUAAGUCUCAUGGUUUGUCUGACAGUAUCAGUGUUCAUUCAUGUAAAUGCUCCAGAGUGUUUACCAAUUGCACAUAUAGUCUAGUUGGAUUUGUUUUAUCCUUGGUGGAUUCUUUUUUCAAUGAUCCCGAGGAUGAUGCUAAGAGAACCAGCACGAAAGCUGUACUGGUUGUUGCUAGUUUACAUUGUGAAGGGAUCAAGUGGGUUUCCUCAGUGAAGCUGAAGGAAAGUUUUGAGGCAGAACCCUUGGCUGAAUGGACAGACUUUUGCUUUUCCAAUAAUCUUCUUGUUUGCCUAGGUAAACAUGGAUUAAUAUAUUUCUAUGCUUCAUUAUCUGGUGAGUUUGUUGCACAGAUAGAUAUUUUACAGGCUUCUGGACUAAACCCUCAACCAUACAUACUGGGGCAAGAUAGAGCCAACGUAAGAAUGUUUAAGAAGCUGCUUGUUGCAUCACAUACAACUCUGAUAGCUGCAGUUGAUGGGUGUGGUCUCAUAUAUGUGAUUUGUGCUGGCAAGUACUUGCCAGAUGAACACAAUCCAAGAGAUAGGUUGCCUCCGUAUUUCCGAAAUUCAGAGCUUGGAAUGUUUGUUGGUUGGGAGGUUGGUAGUAUGGAUAUAGGCUGUCAGAGAAUAUUCCUGGCUAGCGCAUUUAGAAGAGGUGGAAACCGUUCAUCCUAUAAUGAUUCCAAGUUGGAUUUGCUUCGAAGCAUCCAACAGUUGGGCCACAGUGGAAAAGGGAUGCAGGAAGCCUUACAUAGUCACGGAUUUUCUGCGGCAUCAAAAACAGGAAUUCAUCAUUUUGGUGAUACCGAGGCAAAUGCACACCCGAUCCGUGAAGUCUUUCUUCCUACAGAGAGAUUUGGCGAGAAUGUCAAUAUAUGCUUUUCAGCUUUGGGAAUCACUCAAUUCCUUAGGAGGCACAAUCUUGACAGCCAAAGGAGUAACCAGCUUCUCCACUUGAGUUUGCGUAAGAACACAACUAUAUGUGAUGAUGAAUUGCUGAACUCUAAGAGCAAAUUAUGUUCUCUUGAGGAGAAGAUAGAAGCUUUUGUUGGCGAAGCAGUUGGCUGUAAUUUUCAGGGGUCCCUGUACUUGGUGACUGAGAUUGGCAUUUCAGUUGUUCUUCCUUCCAUUUCAGUUUCACCCAACUUCCUUCCUGUUGAGACCAUUGGUUAUCGGCCACAAAAUAUGAAGUCAGAAUGCAGUUCGCAUGUACAAGGAACUCUCUGUGUUGCUGAACCAAGUCAGCCUUUUUCACCUUGGAAAGUUGAAAUUUUAGACAGAAUUAUUCUGCAUGAAGGACCAGAGGUCGCAGAUGGGUUAUGUUUGCAAAAUGGUUGGAAUCUGAAAGUAUCUAGACUGCGCAGACUACAAUUGGCUUUGGACUACCUGAAAUUUGAUGAAAUAAAGCAAUCACUAGAGAUGCUUAUGGAUUUGAAUUUGGCUGAGGAAGGCAUUUUGAGAUUGCUCUUUGCUGCAGUUUACCUUAUGUCUCUUGGAAAUGGAAAUGAUGUUGAAGUCUCUGCGGCUUCAAGGCUUCUUGCACUGGCUACGUCCUUUACCACUCAAAUUAUACGCAAUGAUGGUUUGCAUGAGCAUAAUAAAGGGGUGUACAAUUCAAACAGUCCCAAGAUGGCCUGUUUGUUUUCUCUUCCGUCAGUUUCACCAGAAAAUGUUCAUGAUGGAAUGGAUAACUGUCAGAGGCUUUAUAAUAUGGGUCACUUUCUGGAGAUAGUGCGCAACCUUCAGUAUCGGCUUGGCGCGAUGUCAAAACAGACAGGACAGAGAUUGGUGGAUGGCAGGGAUGGAUUGAAUUUGCCAGAAGUAAACUCGUAUCCAGAUGAAUCCCAACUUACUCUUGUUUUACCAGAUGCCGCAUCACUGGAGACACUAAACCAUCAAGAGCUGCAGAUCUAUGAGUCCGCCACGGGCCCUAGCAAUGAUAAGCUUGCUUUAGUGCCCUCAGACUCUGUGGAUGACCGUUUCAAUCCCCAAGAUCCAAAUAUGGCAUCUCUUGUUGUUUCUAGUGUUAGAAAUAAUGUUUUGCCAUUAGAGAAUCCCAAGGAGAUGAUUGCACGAUGGAAACUAGAUAAUUUGGAUCUGAAAACUGUAGUUAAAGAUGCUCUACACUCUGGUCGUCUUCCUCUAGCAGUUCUGCAACUGCAUCUUCAUCGUUCAAAAGAGAGAGAUAGUGAUAAGGAGCCUCCUGAUACUUUUGGUGAAGUUCGUGAGAUUGGAAGAGCUAUUGCUUACGACCUAUUUCUAAAGGGUGAAACUGGACUCGCUGUUGCAACUUUGCAAAGGCUAGGAGAAGACACUGAAACCUGUCUUAAGCAAUUGUUAUUUGGCACCGUGAGGAGGUCUCUGCGAGUUCAAGUGGCAGAGGAAAUGAGAAGAUAUGGUUACCUUGAAACAUAUGAGUGGAAAAUAUUAGAGAAGAUAAUGUUAAUUGAGAGGCUUUAUCCUAGUAGUAGCUUCUGGAGAACAUUCCAUGGCAGGCAGAAUGCAUCAAAGGACGUGCUGGACUCCCCAAUCAGGAUGUCCUUGCUGAAUUCCCUUCCACAUAGUGAUGCUGUUGUUGAGUGUGGUGAGAUUGAUGGGGUUGUCUUAGGUUCAUGGACAACCAUUAGUGAAAAUCCUCCUGCUGCGGAGGUUGAUGAAGAUGUAGCUCAAGCUGGAUAUUGGGCUGCUGCUGUGGUGUGGUCGGGUGCAUGGGAUCAGAGAACCAUCGAUCGUAUAGUGUUGGAUCAGCCAUUUCUCAUGGGCGUUCAUGUUUUAUGGGAAUCUCAAUUGGAGUAUUAUGUAAGCCAUAAUGACAAGGAUGAAACUUUAAAACUUGUGGAUGUAAUUCCUUCAUCUGUUUUGACAAAUGGAAGCCUCCAGAUCACCAUGGAUGGCCCACAACAGACUCCGUUUUCACCAUAUAGUUCUGAAUCUCCUGACUAUGGCAACUACAUAACCAUCGAAGAAAUAGAUGCUGUAUGCUUGGAUAUUCCAGGAGUGAAGAUUGUCAGGUUUCCUGUCAGUGCAAUGUGCUCUACAUGGUUAAGGACAGCUAUUGAACUGGAGCUUGCUAAAAAGAAAAUUUUCCUGAAGGAAUACUGGGAAGGGACAGCUGAAAUUGUUGGUCUUCUAGCCCGGAUUGGCUUCAUCAGUAACAUAUUGAAAAAUAUACAGCUGGAGGAUGAAGCUUCUACUGAUUCAAAUGUGUUAGCUGUAAAACCAAGUGUUGGCACGAUGCAGGGUUUGCAUAAAUUGGUCAUACAUCACUGCGUGCAGUAUAACUUACCAAAUCUUUUGGACCUCUAUAUUGACCUCCACAGAAUGGCUCUGGAUAAUGAUGUGCUUUCUUCGCUAAUAGAAGCAGCUGGAGAUUGUCAAUGGGCAAAGUGGUUGAUUUUAUCAAGAAUAAAGGGGCGUGAAUAUGAUUCAUCUUUUUGUAAUGCUCGGACAAUAUUGUCUCGGAAUGUGAGUUCUGAUAGCAACCUUGGUACGCUGGAAAUAAACGACAUAAUUCAUUCUGUUGACGACAUUGCGGAAGGAGGGGGUGAGAUGGCAGCUUUAGCAACUCUGAUGUAUGCCCCGAUCCCAAUUCAAAACUGCCUAUGUAGUGGAAGUGUAACAAGGCAUGGCAGCUCGGCUCAAUGCACAAUGGAAAAUCUCAGGCCCACCUUGCAGCAAUUUCCCACAUUGCAGCGUGCGCUUGUGGCCGCGAGUUUCAAGCAAGAUAGAGCAUCAAAUUUCUUGGGGCUUAACACAAAUAAUGUUCUGUCAAGCUAUCUUAAAUGGCGUGACAACGUUUUCUUUUCUUCCGCGCGUGAUACUUCUCUUCUGCAAAUGUUACCAUGCUGGUUUCCAAAGAGCGUGCGAAGGUUGAUUCAGCUUUACAUUCAGGGCCCUCUUGGUUGGCAGUCACUCUUGGGUAUGCCUCCUGGAGACUCCUUGUUUCAUAGAGAUAUCGACUUCUACAUUCCUGAAGAAGAGCAUACUGAGAUAAGUCCAGUUGCCUGGGAAGCAACAGUACAAAAACAUGUUCAAGAGGAACUCUAUGGUUCUUUGCUUGAGGAAACUGGACUAGGUCUUGAACACCAUUUACAUCGUGGUCGUGCAUUGGCUGCUUUUAACCAUGUACUUGGUGUGAGACUUCAAAAGUUGAAGAAAGAAGGAGAGCCUGGGAGUUCACCACAUGGACAAAAUAACGUUCAAUCAGAUGUGCAAAUGCUUCUUGCACCUUUGGUAUCCAGUGAAGAGGCUCUUCUUUCAUCUGUCAUUCCACUCGCUAUCACACAUUUCGAGGAUUCCGUACUGGUUGCGUCGUGUACUUUUCUUCUCGAGCUUUGCGGUUUAUCUGCAAGCAUGGUUCGUGUGGACGUUGCCUGCCUGAAGCGUAUAUCUUCAUUUUACAAGUUACGGAAAAAUCAUGAAAAUUAUGGACAAAUUUCACCCAAGGGUUCAGCAUUUCAUCUGGUAUCUCCUGAAGAUGACAAAGCAGAGUCACUAGCUAGAUCAUUAGCUGAUGAAUAUCUGCAUGGUGAUUAUGCAAGAGCUGAUAAGCUGAAGCAGAGUUCAAAGUCGAUGACUGGCAAUCGACCUUCACGAGCUCUCAUGCUAGUCCUAUAUCACUUGGAGAAGGCUAGCCUUCCAACAAUGACAGAUGGAAAGACUUGUGGAUCAUGGUUAUCAACUGGUAAUGGUGAUGGAGCUGAAUUAAGAUCUCAGCAGAAAGCUGCAAGUCAACACUGGAACCUUGUUACUGUUUUCUGUCAGAUGCAUCAACUUCCCUUGAGCACGAAGUAUCUUGCUGUGUUAGCUAGAGACAAUGACUGGGUUGGAUUUUUGUCCGAAGCUCAAGUUGGAGGAUACCCUUUUGAUACAGUUUUGCAAGUUGCCUCCAAGGAAUUUGGUGAUGCUCGUCUCAAAAUUCACAUACUGACAGUCUUGAAGAGCAUGCAGUCGAAGAAGACCGGAUCUCCUUCUGCCUCUGAUAGUGGAGAAAGGAGCUCUCCCUGUUCAGAUGAUAAUAAUAUACUUAUUCCUCUUGAACUAUUUAGAGUAUUAGCCGAUUGUGAGAAGCAGAACAACCCUGGCACGGCCCUUUUGAGGAAAGCAAAGGAGAUGUCUUGGUCAACUUUAGCAAUGGUUGCAUCAUGCUUUCCUGAAGUGCCACCUUUGACCUGCCUAACAGUUUGGCUCGAAAUUACGGCUGCAAGGGAAACUUCAUCCAUCAAGGUGAACAAUAUUACUUCCCAGAUUGCUGAUAAUGUUGGAGCUGCUGUGGAGGCUACUAAUUCCCUGCCUACGGGUUCUGCAGCUCCGACAUGCCAUUACAACCGGCAAAGUCCGAAACGGAGACGUCUUAUAGAACCUAUAUCUGAGAAUAAAUUACCUGAACCACGUGAUGUUUCUGGUGUUUCUAACGGCGUGGAGAGAUCAAUCUCUCAAGAUGUAAUUGCUGGGGAAGAAAGUAAAGUGCAAGUUGGUGAACAAAAUUCUGAUGAUUCUGGUGAGGGACCAGUGUCCCUGUCCAAAAUGGUGGCUGUUCUGUGCGAGCAGAAGUUAUUCCUGCCUUUGUUAAGAGCAUUUGAAAUGUUCCUUCCUGCUUGUUCUUUACUACCUUUCCUCCGAGCGCUUCAGGCAUUUUCACAAAUGCGCCUAUCUGAAGCUUCAGCGCACCUUGGUUCCUUUUCUGCUAGGAUAAGGGAUGAACCAUCUAGUUUGCAGUCAAAUGUUCGUAAAGAGGUACAUGUCGGAGUACAAUGGAUAAGUUCAACUGCUGUAAGAGCUGCCGAUGCCAUGCUUUCAACUUGUCCAUCUGCUUAUGAGAAAAGGUGCCUACUACAAUUGCUUGCGGCAACUGAGUUUGGUGAUGGAGGGUCUGCUGCAACAUACUAUCGACAACUUUAUUGGAAGAUUAAUUUAGCAGAGCCUUCAUUGCGGAAGGAAGAUGGUUUAAAUCUCGGAAAUGAAUCUCUGGAUGAUGCUUCACUUUUAGAGGCAUUGGAAAAGAAUGGACUCUGGGAACAAGCCCGUAACUGGGCGAGGCAGUUGGGGGCCAGUGGAGGAGCCUGGAAAUCAGCUAUUCAUCAUGUCACUGAGACCCAGGCUGAAUCAAUGGUGGCCGAGUGGAAGGAGUUUCUUUGGGAUGUCCCAGAAGAAAGAGUUGCUUUGUGGGGUCACUGUCAAACAUUAUUCAUCAGAUACUCCUUUCCUCCUUUGCAGGCUGGCUUGUUUUUCCUAAAGCAUGCUGAAUCAGUGGAGAAAGAUCUUCCUGCCAAAGAGCUGCAUGAACUGCUGCUGCUUUCACUUCAGUGGUUAAGUGGGAUGAUAACCCUGUCUAAUCCAGUGUACCCAUUGUAUCUACUUCGAGAGAUAGAGACUAGAGUGUGGCUCCUAGCAGUCGAAUCAGAGGCUCAGAUAAAGAGCGAUGGAGAGUUUGUUUCAACUGCUUCAACCCGAGAUCCUGCAGUUGGACAUCCAUCCAACAUGAUUGACAAGACAGCAAGUUUAGUAUCAAAGAUGGACGGUCAUAUUAAUGCAAUGAAGAACCGGUCUACUAUCGAGAAGCACGAUUCACGAGAAAAUAACGGCAUGCUACAUCUCAAGAACCAGCUAGCUGAUGCCAGUUCCUCGGCUGCUGGUGGAAGUAUGAAAACAAAACGAAGAACCAAAGGUUAUUUCCAUCCAAAGCGAUCAGAUGCUGAAGAGAUAUUUUCCAGUUCAGUUACUUCUAGAAGCGACUUGCCGUUACAAGACGAGAGUGGUGAGAAAAUAGAGGUGUCGUUUUCAAAGUGGGAGGAACAGAUUGGAACUGAAGAAAUGGAAAGGGCUGUGCUUUCGUUGUUGGAAUUUGGACAAAUAAGUGCUGCCAAGCAACUUCAGCAUAAGCUUUCGCCUUCAGAGAUGCCUCCUGAAUUUGUACUUGUGGAUGCUUGUCUGAUGAUUGCAGCUAUCUCUACCCCUUGUAGCAAAGUAUCGGUUUCCAUGCUCAAUGAAGAUGUCCGAGCUGUUAUGCAAUCGUACAACCUAUGCACAGAGCAGCAUCUGAUUGAUCCAAUAGAGGUCUUGGAAAGUUUAAUUCCCAUCUUCACUGAGGGUAGGGGACGUGGAAUAUGCAAGAGAAUUAUAGCAGUGGUGAAAGCUGCAAAUGUAUUGGGUCUCUACUUUUCUGAGGCAUUCGACAAGCAGCCACUUGAAUUACUCCAACUGCUUUCUCUUAAAGCACAGGAGUCAUUUGACGAAGCUUUACUACUGGUGCAGACUCACUCCAUGCCGGCCAGUAGUAUUGCCCAAAUUCUGGCGGAGUCCUUUCUCAAGGGUGUAUUGGCUGCACAUCGUGGUGGAUAUAUGGAUUCUCAGAUGGAGGAAGGACCUGCACCUCUACUAUGGAGAUUUGCAGACUUCUUAAAGUGGGCUAAGCUUUGCCCUUCUGAACCAGAAAUCGGCCAUGCCUUGAUGCGCUUAGUGAUUACUGGGCAAGAAAUACCACAUGCUUGUGAGGUCGAGCUCCUGAUCCUCUCUCACCAUUUCUACAAAUCGUCAGCAUGCCUUGAUGGAGUUGACGUUCUGGUGGCCCUCGCUGCAACUAGAGUAGAAGCUUAUGUGUCUGAAGGCGAUUAUUCUUGUUUGGCGCGUCUAUUAACUGGAGUUGGCAACUUCCAAGCACUUUAUUUUGUUCUUGGGAUUCUCAUAGAAAAUGGCCAGCUGGAUCUUCUCCUUCAGAAGUUUACAGCUGCUGCAGAGACAGACUCCGAGACUGCUGUGGCUGUUGAAGGAUUCCGGAUGGCUGUACUUACAGCGCUGAAGCAUUUCAACCCCAAAGAUCUAGACGCAUUCGAUAUGGUCUACAACCACUUCAACAUGAAACACGAGAUCGGUGCUCUCCUAGAGUCGCGAGCACGUUCCUCGUCCGAGCAGUGGUUCCGCCGCUAUUACAAGGACCAGAACGAGGAGCUCCUCGAAGCCAUGAGGUACUUCAUCGAAGCAGCCGAGGUCUACUUCUCCAUGGACGCUGGCAACAAAACCCGCAGUGCCUGCGCCUCGGCCUCCCUAGUCUCCCUGCAAAUUCGAAUGCCUGACACCACACGAUGGCUCAACUUGUCUGAGACCAACGCCAGGCGCUUACUAGUCGAGCAAUCCCAGUUCCAAGAAGCCCUCAUCGUCGCAGAAGCCUACGGGCUCAACCAGCCGGGCGAAUGGGUUCUCGUUCUGUGGAAUCAGAUGCUGAAGCCCGAGUUGACCGAAGCGUUCGUAGCAGAGUUUGUGGCGGUGCUCCCACUGCAGCCUUCAACGCUGAUCGAGCUGGCAAGAUUCUAUAGGGCUGAGGUGGCGGCAAGGGGAGACCAGUCUCAGUUCUCCGUUUGGCUGACCGGGGGUGGGAUGCCAGCGGAAUGGGCCAAGCACUUGGGAAGAUCGUUUAGGUGUUUGUUGAAGGUGACCUGGGAUCUGAGACUAAGGGUACAACUUGCUAGCAUUGCUACCGGCUUUACGGAUGUUGUGGAUGCCUGUAUGAACGCCCUGGAUAAGGUUCCUGAGAAUGGAGGCCCUCUUGUGCUGAGGAAAGGCCAUGGUGGUGGAUACCUCCCGUUGAUGUAA